This is a messenger RNA of Brassica napus (rape), 1461 nucleotides long. RefSeq names its product protein BIG GRAIN 1-like B. Gene Ontology annotation, biological process: auxin-activated signaling pathway. The record is from RefSeq and is a predicted model, not a curated record. Lineage: Eukaryota; Viridiplantae; Streptophyta; Magnoliopsida; Brassicales; Brassicaceae. Bases 338 to 1324 code for a protein of 328 amino acids. The transcript has a single exon.
GAAUAAAAAUAAAUAAUAAUUAAUAAAAAGAGUUAAAUAUACAGUAAUAUACAUUGUUUGUUGCCAACAACUAUAUUCCCGUCUGGCACUUCCACCUAAGUAAAUACCCAAUGUUUACCCAUAGGAAAAUAAUAAGACACGUGGCAGUGAGUAACAUUUGGCUGAUAAGACCCUCUCUUUCUUUCUUCUUCUUCCUCCUCCUCACUCUCAGCUCACGAGAGAAGAAGAAACAAAGCGUGCUUCUUCUCUCUCUCUCUUUCAUCAUUCUCUCUCGCUCUUCACCCGAAACUCCAACACUAUCAUUACCUCCUUCCUCUAUAUAAACUCAAAAAAUCUCAUGGAUCCUUGGGAUAACAACACUAUAGACCACCAGUACCGCCGCCGCGACCACCGCCAUCCUUCCUUCUCCUCCUCUCUCCUCGACCAAAUCUACCGCUCCACCGACGACUCCUCCGACGUCUCCAUGAGGAAGAAACAGAGCCGCGCCGCCUCUCUCGACGAGAAUCGCGUCUGCCUCGAGAAAAUCCUCCUUAACCGCCGCAAAACCGCCGCCGAUUUCGCCGUUAACCGCCGCAAAACCGCCGAAAUAAACAUCGUCGAGCCAGUUUUCUUCAAGCACUCAAGCUCCAGCUCCUCCGACUCGAGCGGAUUCUCCUCCUCCGAGUCAGACUCCUUCUACAAACGAACUCGCUCGUCUCGCUCUCCGCCGGUGAUUCAUCACCAUCCUAAGCCGAUUCGAACCGCCGUGGAGAGACUCGAGCGACCUAACAAUAAAGUGAAAUCGAAGGCGUUGAAGAUGUACAGCGAUUUGAAGAAAGUGAAGCAGCCGAUCUCUCCCGGCGGACGCCUCGCCACGUUCCUUAACUCUCUCUUCACAGGAAACACGAAGAAACCGAAUAAAACCGUUUCCACCGCCACGUCAUCACACACCACUUGCUCGUCAGCGUCUUCCUUCUCCAGAUCUUGUUUGAGCAAAACGACGUCGUCCAGCGAAAAAUCGAAACGGUCUGUUCGUUUCUGCCCCGUCAACGUCAUCCUCGACGAAGACUCCAAGCAACGAGAGUCCAUUCGCCACCAUCAAAGCCGAGUUAUGGAGGAGAAUCGUCGCGUGAUUGAGGCCGCCAAGGAGCUUAUCAGAACUUACCGGGAGAAUAAAGACGUCGAAGAAGAAGACGACGACGAUGACGAUGAUGCUGCGAGUUGCGCGAGCUCUGACCUGUUUGAAUUGGAUAAUCUAUCGUCCAUAGGGAUCGAAAGGUAUCGCGAAGAGCUUCCCGUCUACGAAACAACUCGUUUGACCACGAAUCGUAUUAUCUCCAGAUGAAUUAAUUGUUUUAGUUUCUAAUAUAAAUAAUUACUUACUUUGGUUUGGGGUGGAUUAAUUAAUUUUGGAUCAAUACAGUUUUAUCAUGAGUGAGGUUAAUUAUAUAUAAAUGUAAGUGUUUCCACAAAAUGAGUUUA